AUGGCCGCUGGAAGUGCAAACGUUGGGACAGGCGUUCAGUCAUCAACUGGCGAUGAUCUCAAUAAAUAUUUCGCUGAAUAUGAUAUGAAAGAUAAAACACGUGUUGCUUAUAUAGUCGACUCUGAGUGUUUAUCAAACGAUGCAAUAGAUUUUGGAAGGGCAUUAAAACGUAUUGGAUUUAAAUAUGUCACUAUUUCUAACAUUUAUGAAAUGAUGUGCAAAGAUUGGAAAAAGUUUAACGAAGAUAAACGUUAUGGUAAUAUUGGUUGCUUUGUUUUUGUAAUUAUAAACUAUGAUCUUAAAAACGAUGGAUUUGACGAAGUUGCACUAAUUUCUAAUCUGACAGCCGAUAAGGGUCCAUCUUUAGCAGGAGUACCUAAAUUAAUUUUUAUUGAACCAAGUCGUGUAGAUAGAGGACGCCACAAAACUGAUGGACCUGAACCCGAACCUACGCAACGUAAAAUCCCAAUUACGGCAGAUCUGUUGGUUUUUCGUUCGUGGUGGAAUGAAUUUCUGCCAAUCAGCGGCGGACAUGGAGAUUCGCCGUUUAUGAAAACAUUAAGCAACGUUUUCAUUAAGUAUGGCACUGAAUAUGAAAUCAUGAAACUAUUAACAGCUGUCUCAAACUAUAUUGCCUCUUGUAAAUUCCAAAGUUCGGAUAAUUCGGAAAACAAUGGUUGUAAACAAAUAACUCGGAUCAUGUCGACAUUGCUCAAAAAACUAAAGUUUGAACCGAGGAACUGA
Molecule: messenger RNA, 744 nt
Organism: Octopus bimaculoides (California two-spot octopus)
Lineage: Eukaryota; Metazoa; Mollusca; Cephalopoda; Octopoda; Octopodidae
Product: caspase-7
Biological process (GO): proteolysis
Molecular function (GO): cysteine-type endopeptidase activity
Source: RefSeq, a predicted model, not a curated record